Brachypodium distachyon (stiff brome) is the source of this 585-nucleotide messenger RNA. RefSeq lists its product as uncharacterized. Lineage: Eukaryota; Viridiplantae; Streptophyta; Magnoliopsida; Poales; Poaceae. The transcript has 3 exons. The record is from RefSeq and is a predicted model, not a curated record. The coding region runs from base 91 to 552 and encodes 153 amino acids.
UGAUCGCCUCGCCGGCCGCAACUCGCUCCCCACUGACCCACAGCCGCAUCUCACCAAAGCCAUCUGCCGCAUCGCCGUCGCCGCCUCGUCAUGGAUACCGGCGCCAAUGCACCACUUCCGGCGGUGAUCGCCGACACAGGGAAGGAGAUGGUGCCGGCGCCGAAGAAGGAGGAAGAGGAGAAGGACAAGCCGCUCGCUCCGUCGACGAACCUCGCCGAGUCAGGGGAGAAACCCUAUAUGCCGCCGAUGACGGACGAGGAGCGGCAGAAGAUCAAGGACUUGAAGAAGCUGCACACGUUAAGUGUCGAGGCACUGCACGAGGUGUUGGAGGAUCAAAAGGAGCUCCGCAAGCACCGCGACGACCUUCUGUUCCAUCGGAGGUGCCUGGCCGCGCGCUUGGUCAACCGGAUCCUGUUUCGGCGCCGCGAGGCCGCCUUCCUCGGGCACCAGCUGCGCCUUGGCUUGAAGGAGGCAGUCGAUCCCUUGCCGGAGGAGCUCGUGGAGGCUCGGGAGCCCCUCGAUUUGUCCCUUGACAUGUAUUAUGUAUAUUGACAUGAGCAGGGCCAUGAAGCUGGACUUGGACAA